Messenger RNA from Funneliformis geosporum, 1194 nucleotides. NCBI's taxonomy places the organism in Eukaryota, Fungi, Glomeromycota, Glomeromycetes, Glomerales, Glomeraceae. The record is from the annotation of a GenBank genome assembly.
CGCCCUCGAGUAGACAAUACAUCAGAAUUUUGUCGACAGUUUGCUACACCGUUUGAAUAUCUACCCAGUAUUGAAGAACUCACGUCCGCACUUUUUCGACCUUUUAACUUGAAAAUUCCUCUUUCGCCAAUUCUAUACCGUAAAUGUAAUAUAUUCCGUCAAAACUUUCCUAUUUCUGAUUAUUUUACCGACAAGGAUUCUUUUGAGAAAGCACAAUUCAAAGCUGAAAUUAUUUGCUUUCCAGAAGAAAUAUCUAAUUGGUGUAAUGUAGCUUUACAGGGAUCUGAAGUUGGUUCCAGUGAAUUUUCUCGAAUAUGUGAUUGGGAUAAUUUGCUACGUAACCCAACAGGUGUUUGUAGAAAUCGCUUUAGAUCAAAUUAUAUGUGGAUUACUGAUCGCAAAAUUGAUUCAUCAAUCACGUUAGCUGGUCUUAGAUCAGAUUAUUGGGAAUGUCUUAAAAGUGUCCUUGUUUUUAAAGGAGAAGAAAAGCCAACAAAUGAUGGCUUAAAUGAUGCAAAGUUUGAACUUAUUUCAAAGAUGAAAGCAUGGAAUCGUUGCCUUUUUGGUGAUCUUAAGUAUAUAUUUGCAUAUGCGGCAGGAGGAAGCCGUAUACAAUUUUAUACAAUUGACCCAUCAUUUAAUUUGCAUAUUAUUUCGGAUAUUUAUAAUAUACGAAACUUGGAGGAUCGGGUUAAGGUUCUUGUUAAUAUUUUCAACAUCCAUCGUAUUAUACGUUCUAUGGAACCAUUUUUGCCUGAUUUUGUUGUCACGCUUGCUCCCGUAGGAGUUAAACGGAAACCAAGAACAGAACUAGAAGUUAAAAUUGCCAUUCGUUGUAUAUUGGACGCGCUCGUGGCUCUACAUGAGUUAGGAUAUGUUCACCGAGAUAUUCGGUGGGAUAAUAUUCUGCAAUUGAAUGAUUAUAGUUGGAUAUUAAUUGAUUUGGAGUGUGCUGGCGUUGAUGGUGAAAGUGUGCACUUUGAUCUAAAAGGCUGGGCACCUGAGGCAAUUGAAACCAAAGUAUACACAACAAAGGCAGAUGUUUAUAUGGUAGGAAGGCUACUUAGAAGAGUUUUCAUUACAUUUUCUGAAGAAGCGCGUGCGUUUGAGAGAGCUACCACUGAGUUUCGUUUAACAGCUCAAGAAGCUCGUCAACACUCCUGGCUCUCAGAUAUUAGAGAUUAUACCAAAUAA